AUGAUCUACUCUCUAAAUGAUAACUUAUUAUCGGGUCCCAAUCUAAACCCUAAUCUUUUAAUUUUACUAUUAAAAUUUCGCGAGUUUAAAAUAGGAAUAAUUGCUGAUUGUGAAAAGGCUUUCCUACAAUUGUUAAUUGAUGAACAUGAUAGGGACUUUCUUAGAUUUCUUUGGUCAGAACAAUUCCCUCCCAAGAAAAUUGAGGUUUUUCGCAAUAGAACUGUAACUUUCGGAGUAAAAUCAUCAACAUUUUUACUGGCUGGAACAAUAAAGUAUCAUAUCAAAAAUUAUAAAGAAUCUCAUCCUUUGGCGUGUAUCCAAAAUUUGUAUGUCGUCGAUCUUAUUACUGGUACAAAUACGUUUGAAGAUGGACUACUAUUAUCCAGGGACACUAAAUUAAUAUUAAAGGAAGCAUCUAUAAAUCUUAGGAAGUGGAAGAGUAAUUCUAAGGAGUUAUGCCAAAAAUGGCUAGACACAAAAUUUGAAAAAUAUCCUAGUGAAGAAACAGUACCCUUAAAGGUUUUAGGAUUAAUUUGGAAUACUUUAAAGGAUGAAUUUAAUUUAGAUUUAUGUUCUUUAAUUGACUCUUUAGAAAAUGUGAAAAAUACUAAGAGAAGCGUAUUACGCAUAUCAUCAAAAUUAUUUGAUCCAAUAAGAUAUAUAACAGCAUUCACGAUUAGAAUUAAAAUUCUUCUUCAAGAAAUUUGGGAACAAGGCUUAGAAUGGGAUGAGGAAUUCUGA
Parasteatoda tepidariorum (common house spider) is the source of this 741-nucleotide messenger RNA. NCBI's taxonomy places the organism in Eukaryota, Metazoa, Arthropoda, Arachnida, Araneae, Theridiidae. The record is from RefSeq and is a predicted model, not a curated record.